AUAGUUCUUCUGUGUUAGUCUGCUGUUCUGCAAGUGAAGCCCAGGAUCCAGAGAUCUAGAUGGCUGUGUGUUUGCCUGUUAUAAACAUUCAUGUUUUGGCGGUGGAAGGGUGCAUGGGAAGUUUUGUUUCCCCAAGACAGCCCCCUCUCUGUUUUGCCCUUUCUCUCUCCCUCUCUCCCUCUCUCCCUCUCUCUCUCUCAUCUCCAUCUCUACUCUCUCUCUCUCUCUCUCUCUCUCUCAGUGUUGAGGCCGUGAAACCUGAGCUGGGGGGCCAAAUAUAGUGCCACACAGUAAGCGGUCAGAGGCCCGGACAGAUGGGACUGCAGGCCACUUUACAGGCACCACUCAAGUGGACCUAAACCGGCUAAGAGUACUCCAACUCAUUGCCCGACCAAAAAAAAAAAAAAGGAAAAAGUACAGGCUGCUCUUCUGCAAAGAGGUGCUUCCGUUUCGCUCGUCUUGCUCAAACUAUUUGGGGGAACGCUGGAACCAUCACACAGAAAAGACAUUCUGUGGAAAAAGCCUUGAAGAAUGCAGGACGGGAGCUGUAAUGAGCCCCUGCCCCACUCUCUGCUGCUGAAGGACUCCGCUGCACUGGAGGCUGAUGGGGGCAUGUACUCGAACGCCUAUCUCUUCCCAGACUCCCUGGCGGAGCUGGACGGGGGAGACUUCGACUUCCCGGAGCUCUCGGCCUUCCUCAGCGAGGACGAGAUGAGCCUGAGCCUGGACCUGGCCCGAGAGGCCAUGAGCGACACUGAUGAGCCCAGCGACCCCGACCCCCCUGCCCCACGCCCCAUUGAUCCAGUGCUCCACUCCCCUCCCUCAGGUGUCCCCCCCCCACCGCCGGCCCAGGCGACCCCGCACCCCGAGACCAAAGGGCCCGUCCUGCGCGAGGCCCCGAUCUCACACACUCUCCAGACCCCCGACCUCCUCACCUCUCCGUCUAGAAGCCCCGGUGGCGGCGGGCAUGGGACGCCUCUGCUCGUCCGGCCUUCUCAGAUGGCCCCCGGCCCCCUCCCUUCAAACACCGUAGGAGCUUCCCCCGCCUCUACGGAAAAAUUUGUCUGCCACAAGGCCAUCACGCCGGUGUACAAGCAGGAGCGCCCGCGGCUGAUACACGGCGGCCUGGAGCUGAACGAGCGCGACGCCUCGGCCACCGAGUUCUGCAGCCGCGCCGCCACCUUCAUCGAGGAGCUCUCUUCCAUCUUUAAGGGCGCUAACCGCCCGGAGCGCCGCGGCGCAGGCGUGACCGGGAACGCCGGGGGCGGAGGCGGCGGCGGCGGCGGCGGCGAAGAGGAUUCCUCCUCCCCCGACAGCGGCUACCUGUCCCCCAGAAGCCUCCGGCAGUCUGCGCCCCCCUCAUCCACAUCCUCCACCACCUCCUCGGCCUCCUCUUCCUCGCUCGCCCAGCAGGCGGUGCACCACAGGAGCCAGGUGAGCCUGGCCCCCGAGGCACUGGUGGCGGGCGGAGGGGUGCCCGAGGCACAGCGUGGCGAGGGCGUGGCGACCAGCGAUGGCCUCCUGGUGGCGCCACCUCAUUUCACCCAGAAGCUGAAGAGCCAGGAGGUGGCGGAGGGAAGCCCCAUGCGGCUCGAGUGCAGAGUGACGGGGAACCCCCAGCCGCUGGUCAGGUGGUUCUGUGAGGGGCGGGAGCUGCACCACUGUCCUGACAUCCAGAUCUGGCGUGACGGUGACCUGCACACGCUGGUGAUCGCCGAGGCCUUCGAGGACGACACGGGCCGCUACACCUGCGUGGCCUCCAACGCCCUGGGAGCAGACAACACCUCUGCUGAGGUCUACAUUGAGGGAGCUUCAUCCUCAGACUCUGAGGGGGAGGGCUCUGUGUCCAAGUCCAAGCAGGGAGCCAUGCCGCAGGUUCAGAAGAAGACGACCUCUGUUUCCCUGACGAUUCGUUCUCCAUCACCCAAGAGUCCAGAGGCUGUGCCUCUUCGCUCCACACUAGUCCAGCCACUGUCCAUUGCACCACAACGAGUCCAGAGUCCUGUCACCUCUCUGUUUGGGGCCGAUGGACUUCUUGUAGCCCCUCCUGUCUUCACAAAGGUGCUGCAGGACGCCCAGGCAUCCGAGGGCCAGGUGGUGGUCCUGGAGUGCCGGGUUCGAGGCAGCCCCCCUCUGAGAGUGCAGUGGUACAGGCAGGGAGAGGAGCUACAGGACUCGCCAGACUUCCGCAUCCUGCAGAAAAAGCCCCGCUCGGCAGCUGAGCCCGAGGAGAUCUGCACCCUGGUGAUCGCUGAGGCCUUCCCCGAGGACGGAGGGCUGUUCUGCUGCACCGCGAGCAACCAGUACGGCUCGGUGAACAGCACGGCCCACCUCACCAUCACGCCAGUGGUGGAGUCGCCCAGCAACGGGGUCGGCGCCAACGACAGACCGACGGCGUUCGAGGACAACCAGCCGUUCCCUCCGCCACCUCCGCCCACCGAGAUCAGCCUUCUGGAGGUGCCGCCCAAGACCCCGCCGAGCGCCGAGGGUUUCCACGUCAACGAGCUGGAGAUCUGGCCGAGCGUGAGCGCUCUGCCACCGGUCCAGAUCUCCCCGGAGGCCGAUCACCGCGGAAGGGCCAACGGAACCAUCCAGAAUGGCCAGAGCUCCACCCUGUCAGCCCCUUCUCCAGCCAAGGAGGCCCCCCCACCCCACAUUAAGCCCAAGCCCAAACUAAACGCAGAACAACUGAAGCAGCUUCGUGAACAGAUCUUAUUGGAGCAGCAAGAAGCAGCCAUUUGGCAGCAGCACCUGGAACAGGAAGUACCGCCUCCCCUCUGGAGCCACAGCUGCCACAGCAGUCGCAGGAAGGACCGCCCCCGUCUCCUCCUCUCCCUCCUCCUCCCUCCUUCCAGGAGCUGGAGGUCAACGCCAUGCAGACCAGCACGUUCAACUACGCCCGGCCCAAGCAGUUCAUCGCCGCCCAGAGCCCUGGGGGCAGCAGCAGUGGCGGCGGCGGCGGUGGGGGGGGUCCCCUGGGGGGCUACGCCACGCAGUCCUCCAACUCCUCGGGCUCCAGCCUGCCCUCUCCGCUCUCGCCGCCCAGCUCCCACAAGCCCUUCGGCCGCGUGGCGCUGCCCCCGUUCCAGUCGCCGGGCCUGGCCAAAGCAGGGAGCGUGGAGUCUCCCACCUCGCCGUCCUUCCCCCCGCCGCCCCCGCCCUUCCUGAGCAGCGGCGGCAGCAGCGUGUCCUCUCCCUCGGGCGUGCAGGACUUCCCCCCGCCGCCACCUCCUCCGCCGCCUCCUCUGCCCGUCUCCGCCAGCCCCACCUACUCCGACAGGUCCUCCCCCUUCACCUCCACCCCGCAGUCGCCCGCCAACUUCCUGGUGUCCGUCCUGCCCAGCACACCCUCC
This is a messenger RNA of Clupea harengus (Atlantic herring), 3353 nucleotides long. It is a transcript of the gene palld, whose product is annotated as palladin, cytoskeletal associated protein. The transcript has 11 exons. The coding region runs from base 532 to 3168 and encodes 878 amino acids. The record is from RefSeq and is a predicted model, not a curated record. Lineage: Eukaryota; Metazoa; Chordata; Actinopteri; Clupeiformes; Clupeidae. Gene Ontology annotation, molecular function: protein kinase activity.